Ornithodoros turicata is the source of this 3761-nucleotide messenger RNA. Its product is annotated as potassium channel subfamily K member 16-like. Gene Ontology annotation, molecular function: potassium ion leak channel activity; outward rectifier potassium channel activity. Gene Ontology annotation, cellular component: plasma membrane. Bases 31 to 1422 code for a protein of 463 amino acids. The record is from RefSeq and is a predicted model, not a curated record. Lineage: Eukaryota; Metazoa; Arthropoda; Arachnida; Ixodida; Argasidae. Gene Ontology annotation, biological process: potassium ion transmembrane transport; stabilization of membrane potential. The transcript is spliced from 3 exons.
GCACGAUCGCACAGUGUGUCGGACGGCGGGAUGUCGCGGACCCCGUCGCCCCGAGCGGGCCGGCGGCCGCCGUUCCUGAGCCAGCCGUCGCUGAUCAGCUGGCAGUCGGAUCCAUCGCGGCCGCCCCAAUAUUUCGUCGUACGGCCUAUGCACAUUGUGAACCUGACAGCCGACAAGACAAAAAGUUGUGCCGUGCGGUGCGCGCAAGCGAUCAAGUCCUUUUCGCAGCGUUGGUUCUCUCAUUUACUCCUGCUGCUAGUUCUUCUGGCGUACGCGGCCCUCGGAGCGGCCAUCUUCCAGCUCAUCGAAGCCCCCUUCGAGCAACGCCAAAAGGAAACUAUUCUCAACAUGAGAAAGUACAUCGUCGACGUCUUGGCCAUGGCCAGGAUAUCCGCCAUGGACCAGCACGCGUUCAAGAAUCUCGUCACGCAGAGGAUGCGCGAGUUCGAGUCUCAGGUCCGUCUCCUAGAGGACGAGGCUUCCAUAUACACCCACUCGGAGAAGAAAGUGUGGUCCUUCUGGGGUGCCCUCUUCUACUGCGGCACAGUCUUCACUACGAUCGGCUACGGUAACAUCGCUCCGAGCACUCUCGCUGGUAGGGCCGUCACUGUCCUCUAUGCCUUCAUUGGUAUUCCGCUGCUGCUUAUGGUGCUGGCCGACUUGGGCAAGCUUUUUACUCGGGGCAUCAAGGCCGUCUUCGUCUGGGGCAAGCACUUCUAUCGUACCGGACGCUGCCGGCGCAAGCGUCGUGGCACCGAGGUUGAAGGAGAGGCCAAGGCGCCCAUUCAGUACGUCGCCUUCGUUUGGCGCAAGGUGAACGACACCAUGGCCUACGUGCCCUACCCGGCCUACCUACGUUCGGAAGGCGACAAGCCAGACGCCAAACCGGAGGAGAACGGCAAAUCCGACGACGUCGACGUCGAGAAGUCAGCCGAGCCCAAUAACGAGGAAGAGGAAGACGAAGGGGUGGACGACGAGUUCAACCUCCCGGUCUCUCUAGCCCUCAUCUUACUAUCUCUGUACAUGACGAUCGGCGCUUGCCUGUUCACCAUCUGGGAAUCGUGGACCUUCCACGAAGCCUUCUACUUUGUCUUUAUCUCCAUGAGCACCAUUGGGUUUGGCGACUACGUGCCAGACCACCCCAUGUUCAUGAUGGCCACGUUCAUCUACCUCCUGUUCGGCCUCGCCCUCACAUCUAUGUGCAUCAACGUUGUUCAGGAGAAGCUGUCGGCCAUCUUUGAGAGGGCGCGCAUGCAGCUGGGCACCAGCAUCGGAUUCGACCCGGCGCUCAUGAUGGCCGAGUCGCCGACAGCGCCACCGCGCCGCGGUUCGAAAGCAGACGCGCUCGACGACAAAGCAGACGACAAAGCAGGCGACAAAGACGCCGAUAAGCACGACCCGAAGGCAAUAACGGCCAAAUGAACGUUCCCCAAAAGCUUUAUUUUUUAGAAGUAGCCGAGUGAAGGGGCAAUUGCUACCUGAUGGUGGUACCACACCAAGUUGCCACACAUGAACGGUGUUUGCUCAAUGAUGCCCAGUUUGUGGAUGUGCGAUGUCAGCGUGGUGGCAAGGCGUGCCGAGCCCGUUGCUUAUUAUAACAUUUUUUUUUUUUACGCCAUAGAUCGGAAUACAGUGCGUCCCAGAUUAAGCAUUACAUAUUACGCACACUUCCGGCUAAGUUUGUGGCUUUUGCUCGCCGAACAUCUUUCGCUUUCUAAUAUUUCGCUAUCUAUCGCUUUCUAGUUGGUCUCGGUUGUACGAGGACAUCACAUUAUCCGCUCAAAAUAUCUGAAAUGGCCCCAUAGCUUUUACGGCCAACACAUAUGGGGUGUUUACCCAGAAAAGGAUACCAGAAAAUACUGCAUAGUUACAGUAUUACCAAUUCAUGUAUAGUUAACACCCAGCGAUUAUUACAGAUUUUCGUUUGCUUGUCACGUUUUAUAUAUGUAUUUAUGCUGGCUGUAUACAAAACACAAAUGUACAUGUACAACAUUUCUGGUUUUUAAAGUACACCCAUCUACUCUAAUAUUAUAUAAUUUCAACAUUUUUUCAAAGCUUAAACAAACUAGCACCUCGUUUGCGUGUGUAACGCUUUUAAUUGGGACGCCCUGUAUUGCCCACAAAAAAGAAAAAGGAACAAGGAAAAAAAAAGAAAAGAAAAAGACAUCUCUGGUUAGAAUGUCCCACCGAACAGACAUUCGACAUCCUUCCAGCUUCUGUGCCAGUAAGAAUUUAUCUCAGUCAAUCUGUAAAUAAAUGUAUUUGCAAUGCAACCGAUACGCAUGCAAAAAUAAAGAGUAAAAAGAAAAAAGAAAGAGAGAGAGAGAGAAAGAGAAAGAGAAAAGCGAUCACAUUACAUCUUCAGCUGCCAUACUCUUCUCCGUCCUGCGGAUGCUCAAAAUACCAAAAGCUGUUGCCAGUGCCGGCGUGAGCAACGUCAACUUCUUUCCUGGGCGCGAUAAUACUUAACGGUGGACGCAACGAGGCACCAAGACGUCUGCUUCAUUUCACGGAUCAUAAAUUCGUCAUAUCUGAGAUCCGUCAAUGGCGACGAGCAGAGUACUACGGAAUUCAACCAGAGCUGGGUAAAUUCCGGUUUAAAUAAAAAAAUAAAAAGUAGAAGAAGGAAAAAAUCAGUUGUUUCUUUCUUAUACGUUUUUUCUUUAUCAUGAACUGUUUUGCUUCGAGGGCAUGCACAGUGACGACCUCUUAUUCCUUUGAGGCCCCAGAGUGCAUGGGUACCCUACUCGAAAAUUAGUGCGUACGCAAGGGAUAGCGUUGUUGGUCCUGCGCACGCGCAAGACAUAAACAGAGCUUUGCGCAUUGCGCAGAACCACCAGGCUAUUCCUUACGCGCGCAAACGCGACAGCGUAUACGAUAUACUAAAACUCACCGUUCUCUACCGCGGAUUGUGUACCGAGUUGUCAAGUGCACGUUAUCUCAGUCGCAGAUAGGUAGCACUUCCCAGAGGUUAUGAUUCCAUCACUUUCCUUUUCGUUCUUUCUUUUUUUUUUUUUUCAGCCGCAGUGACGUCACUAGGGUACGCGUCAACAGGCGCGGAAGCUCUUUGCGUCAACUUCCCUCCCUCCUCUUCCAAAUAAUCGACCUAUUUUCAUACCAGACGACAUACGAUAAAUAACUAUUUUAUACCACACGCAGAGGAAAAAAGAAAAUUACGCGCUCGCCGAGGGCUCCUCAUGUUGUUUUGGGCGUCAUCGGUCCACAGAGAAAGGGAUCAUUCUACUAAAAGCGCGGGCUGAAACCACAACAACCAGGACAACACAACACAGAGCAGCGCUCGUGAGCGUUUUAGUGCGAGUGCGGCGCGUCACCCCCCUUUCGUCGCGUCACCCGGUGCGGCCACUGUUCAGCCGUAAGAACACAAUCUCCCACUGCACCCCCUUCACCCUCUACCAAAUCGUUAUUCGUCGUCUGCAACCGAAUCGUGUGACUUCACGUCUUCACCAACGACUGUCGUCUGCUACGAUCUCUCACGGACAAACUGAAGGAAAAUGACGUUUUUGCUAUUGAAUGACAUCAGCAAAGACAGCGGACAAGGAUUACAAGCUUCUGGGCAACAUUUCCUGACGUCACGGAAGGAAGGAAAGAGGCGUUAUAUUGCACCCGUAUUCCGAGGCCUGUAAAUAACAUUUCGCCUCAGCAAAGCGUAACAAAAAUAAAUCGGCGCCUGACUCCAAUCAUAACAUUACAGGCCAGUUCAAUGUAUUGCAAAGGAAAUAAACAGAAAAGGGAAACAGCCA